Messenger RNA from Pollicipes pollicipes, 1207 nucleotides. RefSeq names its product ubiquitin-conjugating enzyme E2 N. The transcript is spliced from 5 exons. The record is from RefSeq and is a predicted model, not a curated record. Lineage: Eukaryota; Metazoa; Arthropoda; Thecostraca; Pollicipedomorpha; Pollicipedidae. The coding region runs from base 84 to 545 and encodes 153 amino acids.
CAGAUGAGUUGCGUGUGUUCCUGAGUGGCAUUGUUAGGGGGACUCCAGCAAGGGGCACUGCUGAAGGCAGGGCAAACCGCAGGAUGGCAUCCCAACUACCGCGAAGGAUUAUCAAGGAGACCCAGCGUCUGAUGGCAGAGCCGGUGCCGGGGAUCAGUGCCGUGCCCGACGAGCAGAACGCCAGAUACUUCCAUGUGGUGGUCACAGGUCCGGAGGGCUCGCCGUUCGAUGGCGGCGUGUUUAAGUUGGAGCUGUUCCUGCCGGAGGAGUAUCCGAUGUCGGCGCCGAAAGUGCGCUUCAUGACAAAAAUCUACCACCCCAACAUUGACAAGCUGGGAAGGAUCUGUCUAGACAUCCUUAAAGACAAGUGGUCGCCGGCGCUGCAGAUCCGCACCGUACUGCUCUCCAUCCAGGCGCUGCUCAGCGCGCCGAAUCCGGACGACCCACUGGCCAACGACGUGGCCGAGCUCUGGAAGUGCAACGAGGCCGAAGCAAUCCGAAACGCGCGCGACUGGACCCGGCUGUACGCCAUGGGCAACAACUGAGCCGCGCCGCCGUAGCAACCAAUUGAGGCAUCGCCGCAGCCGGGCUUCGGGCGGGCCUCCGGGCCAGCGCCGUGGGGGGGCCAGUCAACGGCGCAGUGGCCGAGCGCGCACGGGCGCGCGGGAACUGGACUCGGGCACACCGCCCAUACAGGUGUGAAGCGGAAGGCCGUCGCUCGCGAGGUGUGAUGGGACAGGUACUUGUAUGUAAUUUAGAGGCGUCGGCCUCCACCGACCGGUCGGUGGGCUCGGCGUCGGCACGCGUAAUCCAGUCACAUUCCUCUGUCGCCCAGGCAUUGUUCUGCCGCACUCGCUCCGGCGGCGGCGGCGGCGGCGCGCACUCCGGCCGCCUGGCGCCCGCCCGUGAUAGCGGCGGUCGCGUCCUGCUGCACACUUCCGCCGACUCUCCCCGCCUCAGGCCCAACCACGUAUCGUUAUGCACGGCUGUAACAUUCCGCCGACACGCGUCGCGGAUGACUGGGAACUCUGGGGAAGACGUGGUGCGCCUCCGCGCGGAACCUAGACAGCUCGACAGCUCUUUUGAGGUCCAAACGUUUGUAGCUGUCGGCGCCUAAUUCCAUGGGGCGCUUCUUAACCCGUAUUGAGCAGAGAUAUCUGUGGAUGGUCCGUUCUCACUCAUGUACCAAAUAAACAUGAACAAGUUA